AUGGUCAUGAAUCAUGUUCUCCUCAGACAGAAACACUACUCCAAGGUGUACACAGACAUAGCAGCUGUGCGUAACGUGGCACCUCAUCCAAUCAUCCUUAAGGUGAUCCUGGAAACAUCUCAACUAUCUCCACGCGAAAUAAUAGCUGGAUGCAAGAUAGCGGAGGCAGCAGGGGCCGAUUAUGUGAAGACUAGCACUGGAUUCAACGGCCAAGGUGCAACUCAAGAGAACGUCAGACUGAUGAAGAGCGUUGUGGGAGACACGAUAAAAGUCAAGGCAAGUGGCGGCGUGAAGACGGUGAAUGAGUGCGUGGUCAUGAUGGAAGCUGGUGCAGAGAGAAUCGGCACGAGCAAUGGAGUAUGGAUCAUGGAUGAAGCAAAGGGUUUGCUCGAGCAGGUAACCCAUGCUGCUGCAACUGGGGAACUGAAAGGCCAGAGGCCAGCAUCAUCGUUAACGCGGAUGUUCAGUUCUUCAUGA
Letharia lupina is the source of this 477-nucleotide messenger RNA. RefSeq lists its product as uncharacterized. Gene Ontology annotation, cellular component: cytoplasm. Lineage: Eukaryota; Fungi; Ascomycota; Lecanoromycetes; Lecanorales; Parmeliaceae. The transcript has 2 exons. The record is from RefSeq and is a predicted model, not a curated record. Gene Ontology annotation, biological process: carbohydrate catabolic process; deoxyribonucleotide catabolic process. Gene Ontology annotation, molecular function: deoxyribose-phosphate aldolase activity. The coding region runs from base 1 to 477 and encodes 158 amino acids.